AUGUCUCUAGAAUCAUGGAUAUCUGAUAAAACAAUGAAGUUUUUAAAAAUUUCAGAAGCAUCUAUAGUAAAUUAUAUUAUUAAUGAAGCAUCUAUUGCCCAAAGUUCAGAAUAUCUUUUUACAAAAUUAUGUAAUCUUGGAUUCCCAAACACUUCAGAAGGAAAAGAAUUUACAGAAGAAUUAUUUAUUCGUGUCCCCAGAAAAUCAAAAGUUGAAACGAAAGACAAAAACAUUUAUAAUCAAGAUAAAAAAGUAAAUAUUUAUUCUUUAAAAAAGGAAAACACAUCAUUUGAAGAAAUUCUUGAAGAAGAAAAAGAAUAUCCAUUAUCAAUUAACGUCUCUCUCAAAAAAGAAAAAAGUUUUAAUAAUAAAAAAAAUAGAAUAAAAAAGCAAGAAAAUCAAGAUAGAUGGGUAAGUGACGAAGACGAGCACAAAGAAAGAAUAAAAAAGAAACAGAGAUUGGAAAAUAGUCACAAUAUAGCCAAAAAUGUCAAAGAAUAUGAAGAUGAACUACAAAAAGCAGAAGAUGAACGAAUCAGAGAUCUUAAAGAAAGAGAUGAAUUUUCAGAAAGAUUAAGAGACAAAGAUCAAGAAAAAACAAGAAAAAUAGUUGAAGAUAGAUCUUCAAAGAUUUCUACAGAUGCAUUAGCCCGACGAAAAUUAGCAAAUGAUGCAGAAGCCAGAAAUGCAGCAUUGCCUCAAUUGAGGGAAAGAAGUCGACAACAGUACCUAAGUCUUCGAGAAAAACAACAGAUAGCUCUCCUUGAGAAAGAAAUAUCUGAAAUGGAAAUAAUUUUUGAUGGUGUUAAACUAACAAAAAGAGAAAUAGAAGAAAUGAAUUAUAAAAAAGAAGUUCUACGUUUAGCAAAACAGAGAGCAAGUAUUGAUGAAGGUUAUGAUGGUUAUGUUAUUCCAGAAGAUUAUAUCACUGAAAAGGGGAAAAUAGAUAAAAAAAAAAAAGAAGAAGCUCUAUAUAAACGUUAUCAAGAUGAUAAACAUGAAGAAGAUAAAUUUGUCACUGAACAGGACCAAUGGGAAGAAUACCAAACAAGUAAAGCUACGGCAAAAGUAGGAACAUUAAACAAAAUAGCACCAGAAGAAUUUGAAUACGUUUUUGAUGAUACUCAAAAAAUAGAUUUUGUUUUAAGAAACACACUUGAAGGAAUCUUUACAAGCAAAGAACAAAGAAUUAUGGAAAAAAAAAUCAAAGAAGCAGAAGAAAAAGCAAAUUCUAUUGAAGAAACAAGAAAGAAUUUACCUAUAUAUACAUUUAAAAAAGAACUGCUAGAUGCUAUUUCCAAUUAUCAAAUUCUUAUUAUUGUUGGUGAAACAGGAUCAGGAAAAACCACGCAAAUUCCACAAUAUCUUCAUGAAGCCGGAUAUACUAAAAAUAAUCAAAAAAUUGGAUGUACUCAGCCACGUAGAGUAGCAGCGAUGUCAGUAGCUGCCCGUGUAGCAGAAGAAAUGGGUGUAAAAAUAGGCAAUGAAGUGGGAUAUUCAAUAAGAUUUGAAGAUUGUACAAGUGACAAAACUAUCAUAAAAUAUAUGACAGAUGGAAUGCUUCUAAGAGAAUUCUUAACAACACCUGAUCUCAGUGAUUAUUCUGCAUUAAUGAUAGAUGAAGCUCACGAACGAACUUUACAUACUGAUAUAUUAUUUGGUUUAGUAAAAGAUAUAGCACGAUUUAGGCCAGAAUUAAAACUUCUUGUAUCCUCUGCUACAAUGGAUGCUCAGAAAUUUGCUGCAUAUUUUGAUGACGCACCAAUUUUUAAUAUUCCCGGCCGUAGAUAUCCCGUUGAUUUACAUUAUACACAACAUCCAGAAGCGAAUUAUCUUCACGCUGCUAUAACAACUAUUUUUCAAAUCCAUACUACUCAAGGAAAAGGAGAUAUAUUGGUUUUUCUUACAGGACAAGAAGAAAUUGACGCAGCGACAGAAAAUCUUCAAGAAACAUGCCGUAAACUUGGGAAAAAGAUUAAAGAAAUGAUAAUUGCUCCUAUUUAUGCAAAUUUGCCAUCUGAACUACAGUCCAAAAUUUUUGAGCCUACUCCAGAAGGAGCUCGAAAGGUUGUUCUAGCUACAAAUAUUGCAGAAACAUCUAUUACUAUUGAUGGUAUUGUUUAUGUUAUAGAUCCAGGUUUUGUUAAAGAAAAUGUCUAUAAUCCUCGAACAGGAAUGGAAUCACUUAUUGUUACACCAUGUUCUCGUGCAUCAGCAAACCAACGUAGUGGUCGUGCAGGACGAGUAGGUCCUGGUAAAUGCUUUAGAUUAUAUACAUGGUGGGCAUAUCAUAAUGAAUUAGACGAAAAUACCACACCUGAGAUUCAACGUGUUAAUUUAGGAAACGUUGUUCUUUUAUUAAAAUCUCUUGGUAUUAAUGAUCUUGUUGGAUUUGAUUUUAUGGACCCACCUCCUGUUGAAACAUUAAGUCGUGCAUUAGAACAACUCUAUGCACUUGGUGCACUAAAUGAUAAAGGCGAACUUACAAAAGUUGGACGCCAAAUGGCAGAGUUUCCAACAAAUCCAAUGUUAGCAAAAGCAAUUUUAUGUAGCAGUAAAUAUGGUUGCGUUGAAGAAGUCCUUUCUAUAGUUAGCAUGCUAGGUGAAAGCUCUUCAAUAUUUUAUCGUCCUAAAGAUAAAAAAUUCCAUGCAGAUAAAGCUAGACAAAAUUUUACAAGGCCAGGUGGUGAUCAUUUGACAUUAUUAAAUAUUUGGAACGAGUGGGUCGACACGAACUUUUCAUAUCAAUGGGCAAGAGAAAAUUUCCUUCAGUAUAGAUCACUCACACGUGUUAGAGAUGUUAGAGACCAAUUAGCCCGUUUAUGCGAACGGGUUGAAGUUGUUAUCACUGGCAUAACCUCUUCAGAUAUUCUACCUAUUCAAAAAUCUAUUACAGCAGGAUUUUUCUAUAAUGCAGCAAGGGUACAAAGAUCUGGUGAUUCAUAUAGGACAAUAAAAUCAGGUCAAACAGUGUAUAUUCAUCCUAGUAGUGUCUUAUUCGGCAUUAAUCCUAAAUGGAUACUAUAUUAUGAAUUAGUUUUAACUAGUAAAGAAUAUUGUCGUCAAGUAAUGGAAAUUAAACCAGAGUGGCUUAUUGAAGUUUCUCCGCAUUAUUAUAAGUCUAAGGAUAUUCAAGAGUUUAACAUAAAAAUGGGAAUAAUAAAAAAAACAGAAAAAAUAUAA
Molecule: messenger RNA, 3183 nt
Organism: Pneumocystis jirovecii RU7
Lineage: Eukaryota; Fungi; Ascomycota; Pneumocystomycetes; Pneumocystales; Pneumocystaceae
Exons: 9
Coding region: 1-3183 (1060 amino acids)
Cellular component (GO): catalytic step 2 spliceosome; intracellular anatomical structure
Molecular function (GO): RNA binding; ATP binding
Source: RefSeq, a predicted model, not a curated record